UGACGUUUAAGAUCAACGCGUCCGCGCUGUACGCGUCUAUGGUUCUGCUCGCGUGGAAAGUCAACGAGAAAAAUUCGUGACGUGCUUAACCCACAUUUUUCUUAUAGUAUUUGUAAAAUGUCCGUUUUCCUAGAAUUUUUCCUUUUAUUCCUGUAAAAGCUCAAUUUACAACGAUAAAAAACGAUCGAAUCUUCCAAAGUGACGAUUCGAAUGUUCCGUGGAAGAAAAUAAUGCUUAUAUUCGCGUAUGGACACCAGUGCCAGAACGAUAGUUAGGUUUUACAAAAAUAAGAAGCAAGUGAUCCUAAAGGCAGUAUGAGUAAUCCUUAUAGAGCCAGACCAACCAGGUCUAAGGUAGAUCACAAUUUAGGGUAUGGAGUUCAUAAUCAAAAUGUAUGGAAUCCAGUAUCUAGAGUGUUCUCAGAAAUGCCAUCAAAUGAUUCUAUUCAAAAUCAACCACCCAUUGUGAAUCAGUCAAAACAACAAACUGAUCCUUGGAAUAAUUCAUGGAAUUGGGACUUUGACAAACAAACAACGGAUAAUCAGCAACAACAGUCUCAACAGCAAGAGCAGCAACAGCACUAUGUACCUUCGUAUACAACUCAAGGGCAACUUAUUUCCAAUUCUGUUCAAGAUCAUUAUUAUCAAAAUGUUAAUGGUAACAAGUCAGAUUUACUCAACCAGAACUUGAUGCUAGAUAGAAAUGCACCAACAACAAUUGCCAAUAGGCCGCCAACUUCAAACCAUUCGGACACCUUUAAACCUUACCCAAAUUAUACCCAAUAUCAGCAGUAUCCGCCACCACCCCCUCAGGCAAUGUCCACCAAAUCUGGUUCUCUGAAUUUUGAUCAAUCUCAAUGGACAAGUGAACAGUCUAAAAAUAUUCCUUAUGGACAACAAAUAUCAAAUGUUCAACAACAAAAAGAUCAAGCAGCGCGUCCUGCUCUAGUUGGUAGCAAUUAUAAUUGGAACAAGCCUGAUCAAACAAAUUUAAUGACUCCUCAUAAUUGGCAAAGUCAUGGUAGUUUGCCAGGACAUGUACAAGAUCCAAAAAUUGAGAAGGAGGUGCACACUUUUGAUGAUACAGGUAAUCAAAGUGUACCACUGUUACAACAAAGUAGAUCAAAUCAGCACCUUUUAUCUUCUACCGAAAAUAGAGAACAUUCCAUAAAUGAAGCAAAUAACUGGUCCAAUCAAGUGACCGCAUCUGCUUCUCGUAGAAACAGCCAAAAUCGCGAAAAUGUAUUAUCCAGUCAAAGUCAACAACCAGCACAGGCUUAUAAUAGCAGUAAUGAAUUUAUUUCUUGGUCACAAGCAGGAAGUGUAGAUGCUUUACAACAGUGGAAACACACAGAUGACGCAUAUUCAACUCAGUGGUCGCAGGAGCAACAAGAAAAUAAUAAUUUAUCAGAAGAAAUCGUUAAACAAGAUAAAACUGUUGUUCUUGCAACAAGUGACUGGCAACAGAAUCAUACAUUAUCUCAUCACACUUUACCUAAUGCGAUUCCAACAACAGAACCUAGUACAGAUGAUGAAAGAAAAAAAUCUAUUCCUUCGUUACAUCCGAAUUCUUUAAACUCUGCGGAUGCUAAUAUACAUGCAAAACCAAAUAUUGUUAAACCACAACUACCAGAUUCUCGGCUUAACGUGUCUGUUACUCCUGAAACUAUAUCAACAGUUGCUAGCUCUGAAAAUGUAUCCAUGCAGGAAAGCAAUGAUUUUAAUCUAGUUAGCGAACCAAUAGAACGGGGAAAAAAUAAUUCAGCAGAAGAAUUACCAGCAAAAUUAGAACAAUUAAAUCUUGGUACUAAACUGAACAAACAUUUAGAAAAUCAAAAUGAAACAAAAGAAGGAAAUCCUGUUAUGUCUGAGGAUGCAUGGAAUCAAAAUACAGCUUCCUAUAAGAGUACCACACCUGAUAAUAUACCCGGUUUACCUUUGGAUUAUUCUUUACUACCUUUACUACCUCCGGAAAAUCAAAAUGUUAUUAGUCAGGAACAUCCAGUGCUCAAUACAUAUCAAAUGUCAAAUAUUAAGCCAAUGGAUAAUGUAGCACAAAGUGGAUACGAUCAGUGGUACAGUCAAGCUGCGUUGCCGCAUUCUUCGGAAAAUACCUGGUAUUCGAAGGAUCAUGUUUGCCCGCCCAAAGAAUGGGUUACCGAACAAAAUGUAGAGAAUUAUGAAAAUAUUCAACAGCCUUCAGAAUUUGUUAAUUUAGAAGUAAUUACAAAAACGCCGUCGUUACAAAAACGCGAUAUGUAUGGCUCUAGAGAUUCCAUAAAUAAGGAAACUUUAGAUAACGAUCCGAAACCGGUUGUGAAUCCAAUCAAGGAAACAACUAACGCGCGUGAUUUUAGGCAAGAAGUGAAUAAUAUCGAGGUACCUUCUGCUCCGCAGUCAGCACGACCUCAUGCGCUUCUUCAACCGGAACAGGUACCAGAUAAUUAUGAGUUUGCGACAAACGAUAGGAAUACAUUUUUGGAAACUGGAGAAUUAACAGAUUCUCAUCAGGAACACGAACCUACACCGCCGAGUCAAGACGACGAAAACGAUGAAGUGCCUAAUGACAUUCCUUUCUUGCGAGAAGUACCAGGACAAUCGAGUUCCAUAGAUCCACGGAGAAACGAUCCGACCGGACAGGAACAGUAUAUUCAAUCCGGUCAAAGAUUAUCUGAUCCAAGAAGAAACGAUCCUUCCGGUCAGGAGCAGACUGUUCAGUUACGAAAUAUAUCUGACAGAUCAGAACGUCGCGACGUACCACCAGGACAGGAGAGAAACGUAUCUUUACUUUUACGUUCAGACUCUGAUACGAUGGAGCGUCGAAACGAUCCAUCUGGAAGAGAACGAUCUCUACCUCCGCAGCAGUCUCGCAACGAUCCUUCUGGGGAGGAAAGGCAUCAGCCUCAACCACAGAUCAUGCUCGAACCUAGCGAAACACGGGAAGUACCUGGAAGGGGUAACGAACCUGAAGAUCCAACUCAGCAAGCUAAUGAAAAUCUGAGACAGAUACCAGGAGGUGCAUCUCCGAAUGAAGUUAUUCAAAGUUCAGACGACAGACCGAAUGGCAGGAUAGUUACAGGUUCUCAAGAAAUCGCUUCUACAGGAUCUACGAUGCAAGACCAAACUAGCGAUUCAAGAAACAAACGCGAAGAAGCGGUUGGUGCUUCCGUACGCGAAAAUCAGGGAGUUGCCGCAUCAUCGAAUCGUAGAGAUUCCUACGAAGACGAGGAUGAUGAAGGAUCUGCGAAUAGUAGAGACGAUAGUAGAGAAAGACGUCGUGACAGUAGCUCGGAACGACGGCGAUACGAAUACGAACGAAAAAGCACAUAUUAUGAUCGUGAACGAGAGUACGACGAUGAUUAUUAUUAUGAUCGUCGUCGUGGAGGAGAAAGUGAUCGAACGUACGCUGUACGCGAUGAAUUCGACCGUCGAGAAAUUCCAUUUCGAGAAGACGAUCGCAAGCACCAUAGUCGCGAUGAUCUGGAUAGGCAUGCGAGGGAAGAGAUCGAGAGAAGAAGUAGAGGUAAAGAAGAGUUGGACGAAAGAGACGGCAGAAGGAGACCCGAGGAUCGCAGAAAAGAAAGAGACGAUCCGCGUCGCAGGGAUAGAGAAAUUAGAGACUAUGAUUCACGAUAUUCUAGAGAAUAUCUUGAUCGCGAUAGAAGAAGGGAUGAAAGACGAUCGAGACGAUACGACGAUUACGAUAUAAGAGAUCCGUACAGACGAGAAUAUUACGAUGAUCCUUAUAGCAGAGGAUCUAGGCCAUCCAGUAGAUCUUCUUACAACGACAGAGAUCGAGAAUAUUAUAUGCGAGCAAGAGAUCCUUACUACGGCUAUAAUGGAGGAUAUCCUGGAUAUGAUUAUGGUGCUCACUAUGCUAGUAAUUAUUAUGCGUAUAUAGAAAAUUUACGACGUACAAAUCCUGCUGCUUAUUCUGAAUGGUAUCAUAAAUAUUAUGCUAAUCAACACCAGCAGCAGCAGCAGCACAUAUCUCGAGGUGCAACUAAUUAUCCAGAAGAUAGAGCAAGUGUUCAUUCGGGACGCAGCUCUUGCGACGAAAGAACGACAGGUGAUAAACGAACUAUAGGGGAUAUGUCUAUGCUUGAAGAUUCGAUAACUACUUCGGCACGAAUGACGCCAUCCAAGUAUUCCGUUUCUCAUGUAUACGGGAGUUUUUCAAUUGGAUCUCUAAUACACGUAUAUCCAAAUUAUCCAACUGAUGGUGAAAGAGCCAAAAUUGACAUUAUUAGAUUGGAUAGCUUACUUUCACACGAUUCUGUAACACGAGACUUACGAGCUUAUCCUGGACCUCUAAUUAAGCAAGUGGGUGUAACUCAUAAGAAAACUAUUAUUGAGUAUUGUGAAAGCAAAAUUAAAAAAGCAGCAUCAAACGAAGAGAUGACUGAUUGUGCUUCGUAUAUACUUUUGUAUGAACUGAUGAUUAUGUUGAUACAACAAAAUGGAAAUGUUGUUGGCGUUGAUAUAGCAGCGUUGUUACUUAGAAACAAAGAUGCAUAUCCUUACGAUCUUAACAAACAAAAGGAUUCAGGAAGAAGGGAAUCGGUGAUAUCGCAAAGAUCAGGUACCACUGUCGGAGAUAGUGUUCAAAGUAAUCAAGAUGCUACAACCUCUGAGAAAGUCGAAAGUAAACCACGAAAAAGUGUUGAACAAAUAACAGACGAGUUUAGAAAUACGCUACUUUAUGGAUUGGUUCAAGAAGCUCUAGAAUAUGCAAUGAACGAAGGACUUUGGGGACAUGCACUUUUCUUGGCUAGUAAAUUAGAUAAACGUACUCAUGCAUCUGUGAUGACACGUUUUGCUAAUAGUUUACCGUAUCACGAUCCGCUGCAAACUUUGUAUCAACUUCAUUCCGGCCGUACCCCGGCUGCUGUUACCGCUAUAUCAGAUCCACGAUGGGAUGAUUGGAGGCCUCAUUUGGCUAUGAUCAUAUCGAAUACGUCUGCCAAUCCUGAAAUCAAUCGUCGUUCGAUUACGACCCUCGGGGACACGCUUUCUGUACGAGGAGAUAUUCACGCUGCACACUUUUGUUACAUACUUGCACAAGUUGACUUUGGUGCUUACGAAGCGAGUAAUGUGAAACUCGUGUUAAUUGGUGCAAAUCAUCAUAAACCGUACAAUACAUUUCUGUCGACAGAAGCAGUCAUGCUUACAGAAAUAUAUGAAUACGCUAGAAAUCUUAGCGAGCCAGGAUUCACGUUGGUGGAUCUUCAAACGUUUAAAUUUGAUUUAGCUGUAAAAAUGGUGGAUCAUGGAUUAAUAGAGAAAGCUUUGUUGUACAUAGAACAAAUUGCAAUAAAUAUUACCAAUGAACCGUCAAAGUAUAAGAAAUCGUUCAUCGAUGCAGUGUACAAUUUAGGAGACAGAAUUAGAUACCAUGAUCCAGUUUAUAAAGAAUCCGUAGAUGAAGCUACAACCUUAACAUGGUUUAAUAAUUUAGCUGAAAUUGUGGGCAAAUUUCAGUCUGGAGAAAUUAAUGAAAAUGAAGGUUACGUUCCACAAUCAAAAAUACCACAGUACAAUCCAAAUAUAGGAAUGCAGGAAACGAAACAAAAAUCGAACACGAUUCAAUCCGAAUACAGAGAAGGUCCAACAUCAAUGAUGGAAGUAGCUUCGAGUAAUGUGCAAUCAGACUGGCAGCCUUUAUCUUUGCCGUCCAACGUGCCAGAGGCAUACGAUCAAAGCAUACAGUACAUAACGAAUACCGAUGAAUCGUCUCAAUAUCAACAAUCUCAACAGCAGGAUUAUUGGAAUCAAGAUUCGUAUUAUCAGAAUAAUUAUGGAAGAAACGAUAGCACCGUUACCAAUUGGCAACAUCAAUCAACACAUACAUCGUAUCCUUCGGAACAAGGUGACAUCGAUAAUUCACAGCAACAGGAAAAAUGGAACUAUGAGACGGAAAGGGAAGAAAAAACACCCACUCCUGAACCGUCUCAACCAAUGAUUUCUAUGACACCGUCUACAAGAAAACAGUAUGAUCCAUUGGAAGAAUUGGAUGCACUCGAGACUCCGAAACAAACUUCGAAAUCGGGAGCCACGGCUAAAAAUGUUCCAGAAAAGUCAACACAGAAGAAAUCUUCUAAUACCGGAGGUUCUUGGUUCGGUGGUCUUUUUAGCAAGCUUGCCCCAAAACCAAGGAACCAGAUGAUUCUACCGGAUGACAAUAAUCCGACGAUUGUUUGGGAUCCUGUUGCUAAAAAAUGGACGAACAAAGACGAAGACGUAGAUAGCAGUUCUACAACAUUAGCUCCACCUCCAAAAGCAUCUGAUAUGGGAUUUAGAGCACCUGUGGCAGAACAUACCUCUGAGCCAUCACAACCGACUCAACUAUCUCAACCACCUUCACAAGCUGACGAAUCAACAGUGAACAAGUUUAAAUUACCGAAGGGAAGAAGUAUGCGCGCUAACUACAUAGACGUAAUGAAUCCUAACAGUAUGAAAAAUAAUGCACCGCCUUCGAGUAUACCAACUCCGGUAACAUCUCCACUUGUGCCUAUGGCAGCCUCGUCGCCUCAAUUAUUCAUUCCUGCUCCAGUCAAUGAUCCAAAUGCUCCUGUGGACUUUUUAACGCCUACCUCAACUCCAGUUGCACCUUCCACAAAUGUUUCUGAAAAUACAUCUCAAGGGCUCUCUCGAUGGAGCUCAACCAGCUCGUUAUCGCGAGAGGUGCAGAGCUACACUAUGAAGGAUCCGCGUCUCCUCCAACGGAACAAGGGACCAAUGAUGUACAACCCGAACGAGAUGAAGGAUCAUUCAGUGAAGAAUAUCCAACAGCAAAUUCGGUAUCCACCACGAUAAAAUUAAUAAGUUGUAUAUUCGUCGACAAAAUGUCCUGGUAAUCAGAAAUAUAAUGUUCUUCGGUAACACAGGCAAACAUACCUCAGAACAAGGUCAUCAAUAGACGCGCCAUACGUUUUAGCCGAGCACAUGUAAAUUUUCAAACUUGUGUCUAUUUUACAGAAAUCAAUUUAGUUUCAUUAGAAUAAAGGUAAAUUGAUUAUAUCGUUAGCAAACAAUUGCUUAUAAAUAAUAUUAUGGAUAAAUGAAAACCAUCACAGUUUUAACAAGUUUUAACAAAUUUUAACUUCAAUCGUAAUUAACGUAAAAUAUGUAUUUGUAUUUCUUAAUUUAUAUCCUGAGAAACAUGUGCUCCAAGCAUAGAAUUUUGUUAAUUGUACACAGGGUACUUGUUUGAUAAAAAUCAGCUUUAUCACGGAAUGUUUUUUUAGCGAAUUCGUUGAGAUAUGUUUGAGUGAAUUAUAGAUUAUUUUUAUUAUCGUGUAGCUCUUGUGAUUUAAUUGAUUUAUCCCGUAAAGUUUUCAACAAUGUAAAAAUUCCUAAACAGAGAUAUACAUACAUGGCUGGUGUUAUGCUAAGUAAGAUAAACUUUAAUGAAUCUAAUAAUCAUGGUAUUGCUAUCGGCGUGGUAUCGAAUCUCGCGAAGUUUAGAAUUCCAAUUGUAAAGUUAUGUUGCGUGCAUACGUUUGAGGGGGAAUAGAUUUGUAUUCGUGACAGGAUUCACGUUUAAUUUGCAUACGAACAAUUCAUUGUAAAACGCGUUCUUCAAGCGCGUAACGUUAACUGUAGUGAGAAUAAUGUUGGUCGUAUCGUCUACGCUAUACGAAAAUUUGUUACGCGACCUAAGAGCACAGUAUACUGUUGAGUCUGAUUUUAUACGAUCGCAAUGAACAAUUAUUGCAUAUGUAAAGCGAAACAAACCGGCGAUGAUGUAAGAAAUGUUAGAAAUGUGAAAAUUUUAUGGAUUCUAUUGUUAGGCGGCGUGUAAUACAGCUACUGUUAUUGAUUGUCGGGCUAUUAUAUCGUUAUAGCAGUGUUAUUUCCAAUAAGAAGCAUAACUGCCAUUUAUCUAUUCAAACUAGGAAAAUUGGCAAAGUGCUUCAACUCGUAUCUCUAUCUUGUAUACUUGGAUACAAUAAGAAGCUGUUUUUUCAGAUUUUAACCACUUAAAAUAAUCAUCUUGAGAGCUCUGAAUAGAAAAUGUUUAAAUUUCGAUUAUAAAUCAUCUGUCGUAAUUUGAUCGUAAUUGAUAGUUAUUCCACGCACUUAUUUUUAAAAUAAAUUGUAAGCAAUUACUCUCUUCUAGCUGCUUGUCAGAUUCGUCUGUACCGAUCGUUUAAAUGCAAGUUGUUAUCUCAAAUUUGCUUAUAAGUUUAUCAUUCAAGUGAAAAUCGUAAGUUCAGUUUAAAAAAAGGUGCAUAGUUCUUGAAUGUGAGAAUCAAAUCAGUAUAUGCCGCGAAAAGCGUAUGAUGAGAUCAGUCGACAAUUGAAAUACUUUGCCAGCGUAAUCAAUUAUUCAGAAAAUCUAAGUUCCUCACAAUGAUAUAUUCUAUAUUAUAUUUUUUACGAACAUUGUAGAGGAAGGUUCGUUCUGUUAGGCGCGUUAACUAAUCGAUUGUAGCGAAUGGAGAACAACAUUUGCGCGAUGUACAAAAUGUAAAGUAAUUCGUUUAGAUUGAUCUCUCAUUUCGACAAUGAUUGAAAACAGGAUAACGCGUUGCGAGAAUGAAAGUUGUGCAUCAAACGAAUAACGUGCGUAUGAGGGUGAAGAAGAUUUUUGUUAAUCCUUUAACGUCCGUAAUUUCUGUGAAUGUUUAAGAGAAAAUCGGAGGGCGUAAAAACGAUAUUCUUUUCCGUCAUUAAUCAUAAUAGAAGCGGAGCUAGGUUUUGUCGAUUCUUGUAAAAUAUAUUAGAUACAGUGUUCUUCAGAGGAACCUUUACGCUGAUUUUAUAAAUUCAUUUCUUCUUGUGUAUGUAUAUGUGCUAGCGUACAUUUGUACACGAUUGGAAAUUGGAUGUAUAUGUGCGUUUUGAGAGUAGAGCGAGAAAAGAGGAAAAUGUAUGGUAGAAGAUCUAAAGGUGCAAAGGGUUUCUCUCGUGGAUAUCACAAUUAUUAGAUUAUUCGGUUUUACACACGCGACACGGUAAUGUGCUUUCAAGCAUAUACAGGGUGGGCCACGCAACUGUUUUUUUUCAUAAAUGCGUUAAUAACGGAGUUGCCACCUGAAACAGUUGCGUGGCCUACCCUCUAUAUAUAUAUCACGCAUCAAUUGUAGCAUAUUAAUAAUGUCUUAACGCGUCUUUGUGUAUGUUACAUGUAUAUACAUAUAUAUAAAUACAUAAUGAAAUUUAUAAUUUGUA
Osmia bicornis bicornis is the source of this 9176-nucleotide messenger RNA. RefSeq lists its product as uncharacterized. The record is from RefSeq and is a predicted model, not a curated record. Gene Ontology annotation, cellular component: endoplasmic reticulum exit site; ER to Golgi transport vesicle membrane. Gene Ontology annotation, biological process: COPII vesicle coat assembly; autophagy; Golgi organization. NCBI's taxonomy places the organism in Eukaryota, Metazoa, Arthropoda, Insecta, Hymenoptera, Megachilidae. The coding region runs from base 315 to 6815 and encodes 2166 amino acids. The transcript has 19 exons.